Messenger RNA from Caenorhabditis remanei, 327 nucleotides. RefSeq lists its product as uncharacterized. The record is from RefSeq and is a predicted model, not a curated record. NCBI's taxonomy places the organism in Eukaryota, Metazoa, Nematoda, Chromadorea, Rhabditida, Rhabditidae. The transcript is spliced from 3 exons. Bases 1 to 327 code for a protein of 108 amino acids.
AUGGUUGAUCUCAUCUACUGCCCAUUACUCAUCCUUACCUUUGCCUCCAUCUGCACCAUGUCUCUCAUUCUUCACCGCUCUCGAUACACCGACAAAGUUCUUGAGAACUCUCUCCACAAUGCAAGAUCCGUGAUCUGUAUUCUCCUGGGUUUAUCCAUUGCUCUCAUGAUCGACGCAUUCAUCGCUUCCCAUCCGAUCAUCCUCACCUCCUACUCAAUUUCCACUAUCGUUUCCGUGUUCUUCUUGAAAUGGAUUAACUACACCUUGAGAAAAUUGGAGAACAGGGCUGAGAACCAUGAAGAGGCUGCUGUUGACAACUUGGCCUAA